Messenger RNA from Solea solea (common sole), 1936 nucleotides. It is a transcript of the gene cenpo, whose product is annotated as centromere protein O. Gene Ontology annotation, cellular component: Mis6-Sim4 complex; kinetochore. The transcript has 6 exons. The record is from RefSeq and is a predicted model, not a curated record. Lineage: Eukaryota; Metazoa; Chordata; Actinopteri; Pleuronectiformes; Soleidae. The coding region runs from base 268 to 1134 and encodes 288 amino acids.
UGCAACCACUAACUGCCACUAACAACUCCAAUAUUACGAACUAUAUUUAGCACAAAUGCUUAUUAUCAAUGUUCGCCUACCGUCUGAGUCACCCGAGGGAACAUUCGUGUGAAUCUCGCUGUUUGGAUUUCUGUUUUUCCGAUUAUUCCGAUAACACGUGAAUCAUCGCAAAACAGGGGCGCAGAGCCGCCAAAAUCGAAAACCCGGAACUUGCAACGACUAUUUUCCACACAGAACAAGACUUAAAUAACAACAUUUUAAUGAAAGAUGGAGGGAUUGUCCUCGAAGGGGGUUUUAAGUCACCUAAGUGUGCUGGCGGUUCAGACGAAGAGACGCAGAAAUCCUCCCCAGCAGUCGACGCGUGUGAAGGAGCUGAAGGCUGAAGCUGAAGCGCUGAUGAUGCGGAGAGAGCAACUGAAGGCAGAGAUACAGACACACAAGAGUCUUCAGAGAAUGCGGCUGUCGAUGGACAAACAGUGUUCACAUGAAGGAGAGGAGGAAAUGGAUGAAGACUCGGAGAACUCACAGCUACUACAGCUGAUGGCCAAACAUUCACAACUGAAAGAUCUUCUGUAUGCCCAUCACCUGAUUGGUGGGUAUGACAUCAUCAAUACAAGCCUUGGUAAAGGAGUGUGCGUGUCUGUGACAACGGCCUACGAGGGCGUUUAUUUAGACACCUACAACGUGGAGAUAGACCUGAAGCCUGUGCUGAGGAUCACUCGUCAUAACGUUCCCCCGUUCAUUCCCCUGAACGAACUCGCUGAGCAGAACAACAUACAAACAAACAUAAAGGCUUUUCUGGACGUGCUCAGCCAGCAUCUCAACGCCCACGCUGGACGGAAGCAGCAGCUGAAGCUCGUUAAGGAGCGAUUCCCGUCCGUAGACGUGAUGGAGAGUAAUGUCUUGUGUUCUAUACUGGUGCUGAUGUUCACCGUGCCAAGGCAGAAGACUGCUGUCCUCUGCACGUUGAACUACUCUGACCACACCAGGUGUCUUCCCACCACAGUGCACAUUCAGUGCGAAGACAAAGACCUUCCUGAGUCUCCAGAGUGGAAGAAAAAACAGAGCCUGCUCAUGGAGAUGCCAGUGCACAAAGCUUUGAUGACCAUGAAAACGAUGGGGGAUAUUCUUUAAUAUAAGAAGAAAUAUUGAAACCAAUCCUCGUUUUUUUUACAAAAUAUGUACAUACAUCACUCUCACUGUUAAUAUUACAACUGUUUUUCUUUGUUUUGUAAAUGUUGAAUAGAUAAUAAAGUUAAUGACCCUUUCAAGUUUCUCUAUGGAGUUUCCAGUAUUUCCACAUCACUUUUAUCCCUGAGACUUCUUAUAAACUCCGCCACCCUCUUGUGUAAUGUUUCCCUCUGAAGUCGUUUCACUCUGUCCAUUUCCUCGCAGGCUUUCUGCCGCUGCCUGGCCAGUUCCUUUUCUGAUAUCGAGUCAAUGGUUGCGAUAUUUUUCAUCUGCAUGAGAGACACGUUUGCCCGGAUGUUGCCUCUGUGUCUCAGUGGACCUGUGGGCUUGUCCGACGUCAGUGGUGCCGACACUGACCGAUUCUUCUGUGCCAGUUCAGCUCCCUCGUGUUGAUGCUGGGACUUGCUGGAAUAGUGUCUUCUGCCAUCAGACGUGUGAACAGCCCUCACGUGUGUCUUGUGCUCUCCGAUUUCUUUCAUAGCAAUGUUAACUAUGGCUUUGGGUUCACACACUUUCACCAUCACCACUCUCCCCUGCUCACGAAUCAACGUGUCUCGCCUCUGUUGGAGCAUUUUGAGCGUGUACCUGUAUUGUUUGUCCAGCAUGCUAAGUUUAUGCUGCAGGUCUUUGUCCUCCUUUUGGUUAAGCACUCUCAGAUCUCUGUGUGGGACAGGCCUUCUGUAGAUUUGAUCCAUUUUUAUAUCAAGACCUAAAGGGAGAAGGUCAUGAUUUGGGGUAAAUUGUU